AUGGAACAAUCAGGGAAUGAAGGAGCUCCAUCGAGUGAUCGCCAAUAUGAGAACAGCCCAAACCAUGUAGCAUUGAAUGGAGUUGCAGACGCUCAGAACAGUAUUAUUUCGGCGUUACCCCCACCAAUGCCCUCGCGGAAGCUAGGAGAACAACCUCCAGUUGUCAACAAUGUGGAAUUGGUCAUCACCAAGGCCAAGAAGGCUGCAACCUAUCUCUACACCCUCCUCCACGCAAAGAAUUGCCGACUCUCUGCAGAUAGGUGUUUACAUCCUGGUUGUGCCGAGGCUAAGCUCAUGUACCUCCACUUGAAGACUUGUGGUGCUGAAGGUAUUUCGUGUUGUUCAACGGAGUACAAAGGGUGUGUAGAUGCGAGGAAACUACUGCUGCACUACCGCCGAUGCAGGGAUAUCAGAUCUCGAAAGGCUUCUGGUCAAGGGAGCUCGGAACCUCAUUUCUGCCUUGUUUGCUCCCUGGUAGCAAGAAAUGCUAAGUCCAAGGGUCGAUCUCUCAGUCCUAACUCGACCAACGCCCCUAAGCAACCUCGGAAGCAGUUGAUGCCAUCAGCUGGCGUCCGAUGCACUCCUGUGAGCCAACCUCAAAAGCAACAACUGUACAAGCAAGAACUUCGAGUUCGUCCUAGGUCAUUCAGUUUCUCUGACAUUGGACGAAGCUCUAUCAAGCCGACAGUUCCAAGAGAACUAGUCAAAACCAUGCCUCCACCACCGCCUCGAUUCUCAGUUCCGAGUCUACCAGGAAGAGCUUCAAAUGCUGUUCCUGGAGGUUUUCAGAAGACCAUGUCCUCUGCUCUUGCAGUCACCCGGUCACCCGAACACAGGGACCAACUGUCAAACAACGCAAGACCCCGAGCAGAAAGUCUUGAUCUACGAAGAGCCCGGUUUCUGGAACCUCCUGCGUCAAACGAGGAGCCCCUCAACCAUCAGCCGACUGUUGGAAAGGUUAGGUUCCACGUGCGGAGAAGAAGCGCCUCCUUCGAUGCUCUAUCAUCAUCUGUCAAAGCUAAUGAAUUCCCGACGAUUGAAGAAGAACCAGUAGGAGAAGAUCUGCAAGAAAUGCUCGAAGGUGAUAGAUAA
Cylindrotheca closterium is the source of this 1092-nucleotide messenger RNA. Lineage: Eukaryota; Bacillariophyta; Bacillariophyceae; Bacillariales; Bacillariaceae. The record is from the annotation of a GenBank genome assembly.